Molecule: messenger RNA, 1869 nt
Organism: Penicillium cosmopolitanum
Lineage: Eukaryota; Fungi; Ascomycota; Eurotiomycetes; Eurotiales; Aspergillaceae
Exons: 2
Coding region: 1-1869 (622 amino acids)
Biological process (GO): regulation of DNA-templated transcription
Source: RefSeq, a predicted model, not a curated record
AUGUCUGGAUUAGAAAUCCUCGGAGUGGUCGCAAGUACUCUCCAGAUUGCGGAAAUUGGCAUGAGGCUUUCGGUAAAGCUUUGCUCUUUCUACCGACAAAUUAAAGAUGCGGAUCGGUCUGCGGAACGUCUUGCAAAUGAUGUUUCACUUACCUGCAGCAUUCUGCAUCAACUAGGCAAAAUUCUUGAGCAGGACAUUGAGACAAAAAUUUGCUCACAGCAAGCAUUUUUGACAGCGCGGGAAGUCUUAAAUGAAUGUGAGAAAAUCUUCAAGCAAAUAGAAGAUGCGGUUGAAAAGAAAGAUCCUGGAUCUGGCAAGACUAAAUGGGAACGUGGAACACGAAGGCUGACGAUUGUGGUUCUUGGGCCCGAUCUCGAUGUGCUAAAGUCCCACCUGGACAGAUUAAAAUCCACAAUGCUUCUAAUGCUCAAUGUUAUUAUAUAUGCCAGAGAUAUCAAACGGUACGUUAUAUCCAUCAAAGAUUGGAAAUCUGCGUGCGCAUUUAUAACAAUCUACGCCAGGUCAUCCCAUGAUUCAUUUCUUGGAUCUCAACGACAGUUGAUAGAGGCACUUCUCCGGGAGAAGAUUAACUUUGAUGCUGGAAGAAAUCAUGUUAAUGAGACGGUUAAUAUUAACACAAACAAAGAUGAAGAGAUCAGGUCACCUCAAUUGACAAUGAUGGCACAACCUAACCAGACGACCUGUCGCGGACCCUCCCCUGACAGUGAGAUCGACAAAUAUCACAAUCUUGUCCGAAGCCUUUUGCAAGAGAUUGAUGCAUGCCAAGCCACCUUUCCUCGAGAUCGGCAUGUGAGGAUCAGGGAUGGAGUAAUUACUGUUCACGAGGCCGAACUUGCAAUGUUCCGCGAGUCUCAUGGAGAAGAGGCGAUAAGGGCCUUUGAUAGUCCUAUUUUUGAGAGGAUAGAGCCAUUCAACUUCAAUAAAGGAGGUCACGGCCCUUCUGCCUUCGAACCGCCCCAGAAGAAGCCUUUGCCAAAACCUCGCAGCAUUUUCACACCUAUUGAUGAUUCGGGCUCAGUGCUUGCUCUCCAUUUCGCAAAUGCGCCGUGGACCAAGUCUUCGCAAGAUGGUCAAAAAACAGAGACCUUUCAAAAUAAUAUUCCUGAUGAUAUACCCGAAUCACGAAACGGUACUCGGAUAGUUCCGUACCGACCUCGACUUAAAUUAAGCAUAGAUAUUCCCAGUGAGAACAGCGCAACAGCAGAAUCGUCUCCCGUCAAUUCAUCUGCGACCCAAACCGAGGACAUGGGAAAAUACAGCCCUUCGACGGAGAUAACAUUGCCCCCUCCAUCGCCGCCGGCGGAGGAAAGCCCCAGCACCGGCGCUCAAGGUUCUUCCAAUUCAAUUUCGCCUAGUCUACGUCGAGCUUCUACGGAUAGCUUGGGCCUUAGAACUGGAAAUAGGCGAGUCAUGGGCGGGUAUAACAAUGAAGAUCCAACAAACAAGAUGAAGCGUACAUUCUCCCGAGACCUACAUGUGCCAAAUAUGAGACCAGACGGCUUUGAUGAUUCAUUAUCCGAUUCAUCUGGAGUUGAAGUGGCGCCUCCGCCCGCCUCUCCCUCCAUGACCUUUUGGGAUUGGGAGGAUGCCUUGGACGGAUCGCCUCCACCAUUAUUGCCAUCUCCAGAAUUUUUCCAUCCCUGGCCGUCAUUUGUCCUCCCAUCGGAGGGUGAUGCCACGGGCAGAGAAGACGAGGGAACAUCAAACAGUUCCUAUAUGGCGCAUCGGCUAGACAGCCAGACUCACGCCUUUUACGGUGACUCAGUAUCGGUCGGAGUUCUAGCUCCAGAUAUAAAAGAUCUGCUUGUCGCCUGGACAACCAUUGCCCCAGAGGAUAUUUAUCUAUGA